CGGAACCGUGGGAACAAGAGAUGCGAGGUGCGCAUGCGUCUUGGCGCCCGCGCAUGUAUAUAUACCCACAAAGCGUCGUCCCUGACAUCAGAACCUGGGCACCAAACACUAAAUAUGGUCUCGGCGGGUCCUAUAGCGUUCAUCCUUGCUCUGGUGGUGAGAUCCAGCGUGCAGUUCUGUGCCCCAGACUGCACAGGGUUUGAGAGCGGCGACUUUGUGAGGGACCCCACAGACUGUACCAGAUACUAUGUCUGUGCCGACGUUGGUGACGGGAUAAUAAUACCAUCAACGUACCCCGUCGACUGCCCAUCUGGUUACUAUUUCAACGAAGACCUUACGAUUCCUGCCUGUGCCUCCAUAGAAAGCGCCCUGUCUGGUUACUGCAGUAACCUAUGCAACCCUUGUGUGUACAUGUGCGACGCUCCCGGCGAACUCACGCCCAACCCUCUUCACUGCUACUCCUACUACGUGUGUCUCGAAAAUGGCGAAGUCCUGGAGCUGGAGUGUCCCGCCAGCGCCCAGUACUUCGACUACCAAAAGGGCGUGUGCAGCACGGACAGCUCCGUCUGCUACGGCUACUGCGACAUCUGCCUGCCGCACUGUACCCAGGACAACGAGAGAGUCCCAGACCCGUACGACUGUCACAAUUUCUACCAGUGUAGCCCGCCCAGUUUGGCCCUCAUCACCUGCACUCAGGGCCACGUCUUCAACAGAGACACAGGCACCUGUGAGACGGAUGCUCCUUGCAUCGUCGACUGCUAGUUUAUGAGUCAAGAGAAAAUUAGAAUCAAUUUUUAACAACAGGAACUAUGUAAAGGCACUUUCCUCUCUUCAUGGCAGAUUGAGGAACAAAUUAACGUUAAAAGUUAACAAAAAAAGUUUUUUUUUACACUAUGUAACCCCUUUGUAAUUGAAUUUAUGUUGCAGAUUAUAAUCAUAUUUUUUACAGCGUGAAUAGUGUUAACAAAUUCUGCAUUUGAUAACGAAGCAUGAACUAUAAAGUUCUGUCUAGUUCUAUGUCAGAUGUCUAAAAAAGAUUAAGACUUAUAGCUUAUAAUGUAUACUUAUUGUGCAUCUAACGUCUAUCUACGUACCUAUCUAUCUGCUAUCAUAUACGUACAGGCUGACCUGCUAUCAUGUACGUAAAGGCUGGCCUGCUAUCAUAUGUACACAGGCUGACCUGAUAUAAAGAUAUACAGCCUAACCUCAUCAACAUAUACACUCUAAUCUGCUAUCAGCAUGCACAGCAGCUUUGCCAAUUAUAUACAUUACUAAAUAUGCUAAUAUCGCCCCUUCUCCAAAGGUCUUAACAUACGAAAAAAUUUAUAUAAGUUCCAUGAUUCUCCCAUUCCUUUCCCCCAACCCCGUCCCAUCCCAAAUCCUAAUCCUGUCCCCUUCCCAAGUGCUAUAUAGUCGUAAUGGCUAAAUUGGCGAUUUCCCCUGAUAGUUCAAUUCCCAAUCCUUCCCCUAGCGAUAAUCCCUUCUCCUCCUCCUCUUCCUCGUCUUCUCCUAAUCUGUAUUGAAGGAAGAAUUGUGAUUAGGAGUCCCUGAAGGUCUUAGCUCAAAGCUACAUAUAUAGCUGCUUCUAUUUUGCGAAUCUUUUGUUAAAAUGUGUGUGUGAAAUCAAUAAAUAAAAUAUUUGCCUUAAACCCAA
Procambarus clarkii (red swamp crayfish) is the source of this 1654-nucleotide messenger RNA. RefSeq lists its product as uncharacterized. Lineage: Eukaryota; Metazoa; Arthropoda; Malacostraca; Decapoda; Cambaridae. The record is from RefSeq and is a predicted model, not a curated record. Gene Ontology annotation, cellular component: extracellular region. Gene Ontology annotation, molecular function: chitin binding.